GUCAGGGGUUUUGGAGCGCAACGAUGCUCAACCAAAAGGAUACGCUCCGGUCCUUUAAAUAUUGUGGGAGCUUGCGACAACUCGUUUGCAGCAGUCAGCACCCUUGGCAUGUUCUAAAUGCUAAGCACGGCUCACGGUGUCGCCCUGGGCCAGUCAGUGCAGCCCAGCUCUGCUAACAUAUCUGGGGGUCGAAGCGGCUAAGGCUCUGGCUAAACCCAACAAGUGCAGCCAGCGAUGUAGAAAGCCAAUCAGAGCCCAGUUCCUUUUCAAUAUUCAUAUUUAUAACGUCAAGAGACGAAAUUAUGAAUUUACUCUGUGUAUUUGCUUCCAACAAGGCUGAAAGAAAUAAGUAGGUAUGCGAACAAGGGAGGGAGCCGCAGUCGAAGAGAUUGGGAUACGUUUCCAGCAAAUCGUGGUGUUUGGAUCGAUGGCUAAUUUUUGGUGGCAAAAAGCUUUGUUUGCCCCUAGCCCCUCAAGGUGAAGGACACUGUGCCCCCGCACUCCGCAGCCCUCCCCCCGCUUCUGUCGCCUCAUGUGACGAGGAAUGGCGCCAGAUAGUAAUGCAGGCGCGGCGUGGGAGCGAACUCAGCUGCGGUUCGGCCGAGGGCGAUAUAAGUCUGUCUCAGACACGCCCCUUGUGCAGACGCAUACAGACACACCCACACUUCACAGCCACAACAUGAGGCUGAUAGCGACGUCCCUGCUGGUGGCGGUCGUUUCGUCCGCCGCUGUUCCACGACUACCACCGCUUUCGGGCCAGCUGUCACAGGAAGUAGGAGAGCAGACCAAGCAUGCGCUGCGGACGCUGAAACUCGUCAAGGCACAGCUCGGCAAUGCUAAGCUGCAAUUGCAAAACCAAGCGUCCCUCGACACUGCCCGCCUGAUCAGCGCCGCUGAGAGCGAGGCUGUGCGUCUGCUGCUGCGGUACGGUCGGACCGACGCCGUGUCGACGGUCCACCAGGCGGCCCAGGCGCUGCACGCGCUGGCCGACGGCGCCACGGAUGUCGAGUCCGGCCUGCAGUCGGCGCUCACUGAGAUCCUGAUGGUGAUGCACCAGUUGGGCGCCAAGCUGGACACUGAGGGCCUUCUCGAGGAGACCACACCCAAGUCUCAGAUCGAUAUACUUCUGGAGGAGCUGCAGGGUCUGGUGGACAAGUAUCUGCUCAUCAUCGCGCCCUUCAUCGGUCUCACCGAGAAGCAGGCGCUCCAGUUCAGACGCGAGUUCGACAAGUUCGUCGCCGAUGUCGAGGCUCUGGAGCACGGACAGGUGCCGAUCGCCGAUGGACUGGCCGCCAUGAUUACCGAUGUCCUCGAGAUGCUCCGGAUCCUGGGAAUCGACUGGGUCGCUCCCACCAGUGAGACACCGACCGAGCUGGACGCUCUGCUGGCGGAGCUGGACUCGGCGCUGACGGCCGUGCUGGACAUCCUCGGCCCAUUCCUGGGCUUCAGCCGCGAGAAGACCGAGGCCAUCGAGGCCGACAUCGACCAGCUGAUCGCCGACAUCGAGGACAUCGAGCACGGCCGCGUCGACGUCGACACCGGUCUGGAGAUCGUGCUGCAGGACAUCCUCGACAUGCUGCACGACUUCGGCUUCAGUGCGCAGCCGAUGACCGACGAUAAGCUGCCUAUGGAUUCCGUGCUGGAAGGACUGCAGGCCAUGAAGGCGAUGCACCGCUAAGGCAUUGAUAUUAGAUUCUACGACGGUACAUGCAACAUAUUCCUAAUAAGAACAGGCGUUGACAAUAGAUAUGUAAUGCUAUGUUAUUUCUCAAAGAAUAAAAGUGACCUAUGAAAA
This is a messenger RNA of Amphibalanus amphitrite, 1795 nucleotides long. RefSeq lists its product as uncharacterized. The transcript has 6 exons. The coding region runs from base 545 to 1678 and encodes 377 amino acids. Lineage: Eukaryota; Metazoa; Arthropoda; Thecostraca; Balanomorpha; Balanidae. The record is from RefSeq and is a predicted model, not a curated record.